AUGAAGCAGCGCCCCAAGGACUGGCGCCCGCAGUCCACCCCCUUCCACACGCGCAACCGCAGCCCCCGGCGGAACGACCGCGCCGUUCCGCUGGGCCCGCGAGGCGGAAACGGGGGCGAUGGCGGAAACGGUUCCGCAGAGAGCGCAGGGCGGAUGCAGCGCGAUGUGGCGGAUCUGGGCGCGGAGUGGCGGUUGGGGCCGGGGGAAGCAGUGGGGAGAGUUAUGUCCGCGCAGGCUAACUUCGUACGCGUGAUUGUGACGAGAUGCUGUGUGAAAAGCGAGAGAGAGGGCAUCGAGGAGCGAGGAGAGGAGUCGGGAGGUAGAAACGGUCACUCUCACCAAGGUGGAAUUGAUUGGGCUGCCCGCCAGGCUGUCGUUCAAGACGUUGCCCUGCCCCGGGCAUCUGAAAUUUUGGACCCGCCCGUGGCGAACGCGGACCACCUGCUGCUGCUUUUUUCGCUUGCCCAGCCGCCGCCCGAGCCGACGAACGUGAGCCGGUUUCUGGUGGCUGCAGAGGCGACAGGUGUCGCCGUGUCAUUGGUGUUCAACAAGGCGGAUCUCGUGGAUGGGGAGGUAGCGAAAGAGUGGCAGCAGCGGGCAGCGGAAUGGGGUUACCACAUGCUCACAUGCAGUGUGGAGCAGCGAAUGGGAAUCCGCCACCUGGCAGGCCCAGGAGGGCUCCUGGCUGGUCGCACUACAGUGAUUGCCGGGCCUAGUGGGGUUGGCAAGUCGAGCCUUAUAAACGCUGUUUUAGGGGAGGCUUAUAACGGGGACGCUGAUAAAGGGGAGGUUUGUGAUGCGGAUGGCUUGAAAGAGGGAGGGGAGGGAGUAGGUGGAGAGGCUAAAUUUGAGGAGCUGAGGGUUGGGGAGGUUUCGAAACGGAGUGGGAGGGGGCGACACACAACACGACACGUGGCCCUUGUGAAGAUACCUGAUGUGACUAUAGAGGUAGAAGCUGCUGCGAAAGUACCAGAUGUGACUGUAGAGGGAGGCGAUAGUGCAAUGCCUUCCCUUGCCAACGUCUCCUCCUCCGACCUCCCCAUGCUCUUCCCCGAGAUUCGUUCCCGCCUAGCUGCCUCCCCCGCUCCCUGCGCAUUCGCCGACUGUCGCCACAUCAGCGAACCCGGGUGUGCGGUGGACAGCGGUUGGGAGCGGUACCGGCACUACGUGAUGUUAAUGGACGAGAUCAGAGCGCGGGAAGCAGCUGAAAUCCGGGCCGUUGGUACAAAGAGGGAGGGCGAUGUGAGGUUGAAGAGUGGGGGAUAUGGGGUGGUAGUGGCAGAGCCGAGACUAGAAGCCAAGAAGCACAGGAGAGAGUCUAGAAAGAAAGGGAAGCAGCUGCUGCUGCAACAACUGGCUGUGGAGGAGGAGGAGGAGGAGGAGGACGAGGAGGAGGAGGAGGGAGUGGGGUUUGCAGGAGGGUAUGAGGGGAGUGGGAAGAGGCGGUGA
Messenger RNA from Closterium sp. Yama58-4, 1449 nucleotides. NCBI's taxonomy places the organism in Eukaryota, Viridiplantae, Streptophyta, Zygnematophyceae, Desmidiales, Closteriaceae. The record is from the annotation of a GenBank genome assembly.